AUGACAGAGACUGAAUUGAAAUGUUUAAUUUGUAAAAUAGAUUCUUUUAUAGAUCCAUCUAUUAAAUUGUACAUUAGCCCAUGUUUGCAUCAAGUAUGUGAAGUUUGCUUGUUUAAAGUUUUUGAUUUAACACCAUCUCCAUGUCCUCAGUGUGGAACGUUACUUAGAAGAAUUAACUUUAUGGCACCAACAUUUGAAGAUAUAGCUGUUGAAAGAGAGAUUAAAGUGAGAAGAUUUCUAAAUAAAUACUAUGGUAAGUAUUUAAAGAUGAUUGAUGAAAACUUUAAUCCUGCUUUAAAUAAAGAAGUUGAUGAUUGGUUAGAAAAAUAUGAAAGUUAUCUAUUUGAAUUGUUAGAACUACCUAAUGAAAUAGAAAUUGAUAACAAAGUACAAAGAGAUUAUAAUAACAAUUUUUUUAAUUUGGAUUUGUUUGAAUUUAUACCUGAAGAAGCUGAAAUUAAAAAAUUAAAAAAGGUUGAUAAAACAGUUAUUGAAAAUGAACCAUCUUUUGGUGUUAUAAAUUGUAAGAACAGAUUUGAUGAAAUUGAAUUAGAAAUUCCUCGAGUUCUUUUUAAAAUGGUUAAUGAAGAAAGAUUCUCAAAAGACAUAUUUUUAAAAUACUGUGAAUACCAUUUAAAUAAAAUUUUAUUAGAUUAA
Messenger RNA from Hepatospora eriocheir, 657 nucleotides. NCBI's taxonomy places the organism in Eukaryota, Fungi, Microsporidia, Hepatosporidae. The record is from the annotation of a GenBank genome assembly.